This is a messenger RNA of Epinephelus fuscoguttatus (brown-marbled grouper), 8999 nucleotides long. It is a transcript of the gene shroom4, whose product is annotated as shroom family member 4. The coding region runs from base 202 to 5919 and encodes 1905 amino acids. Lineage: Eukaryota; Metazoa; Chordata; Actinopteri; Perciformes; Serranidae. Gene Ontology annotation, molecular function: actin filament binding. Gene Ontology annotation, biological process: actin filament organization. The transcript has 14 exons. Gene Ontology annotation, cellular component: apical plasma membrane; adherens junction; apical junction complex. The record is from RefSeq and is a predicted model, not a curated record.
AAAGACAGUCUUCAAAUAUGGAUGUUGCUGCAAAGAAGCUACAAAUUCUAAAACAUGGAUGCUUCACACACAUCUUCAACCAGGCAGCGGAGAAGAUCUCCACAAUCUCCAGAGUUUCAAGGCUCUCUGCAGGAUUUUGGAGCCUGGCUGCAGGAAUUUGCCCCCAUUCAGCCUCAAGAGCAUCCGUGAGGUCCAACACUGAUGUUUGGCAACAAGGCUUGGAUUCUGAGUGUCCGAAAAGGCAGUGACGAGGUCCAGUUGAGCGGGGGCGCGCCUUGGGGGUUCACGCUGAAAGGAGGGCUCGAGCACGGCGAGCCACUCAUCAUCACCAAAAUCGAGGAUGGAGGGAAGGCCGCCCUGUGCAAGAAGCUAAAAGUCGGCGACGAGCUCAUUAACAUAAAUGGGUCCGCCCUCUACGGCAGCAGACAGGAAGCCCUAAUCCUCAUCAAGGGAUCGUACCGGAUACUGAAGCUCGCAGUCAGGAGACGCAGCGUUCCUCUCAUCAGGCCUCACUCCUGGCACCUGGCAAAGCUAUCGGAGCUGCCUCUCCCUCCCCCUCCUCCCCCUCCAUCUCCUCCUCCUGCGCCCUGCCUCCCCACUGCAGACUCCCCUCCUCUCCCCCCUCCUCCCCCUCUGUCUGCCAUGCAGCUCCACCCCGGCCCGUACACACUACCCUGGCACACAACUGACAACAGUGACUUGUCCUUGCAGUGGGGUCAACUGUCCAGACCUUACUCCUCCACAGACCGAAGCAGUUCCCUGGGCUCCAUGGAGAGCUUGGACACACCAACACCCACCACGCAGCCUUAUUCGGACUCCCAUAAUUCACCCGUCGACCCCACCCUCUUCAACAACAAGAGAGACUCUGCCUACAGCUCAUUCUCUGCCAGCUCAAACACAUCCGACUACGCGACGGUGCCACUAAGGCCCGGUGAAGCCUGCUCCAUGGAUAACCUCCUCCAAAGCCUGGGGCCAGCGUGUCGAGGCUACCCUGGUGGUGAUACCUCGACCCUGGGGAGCUCAUCUGGCGAUGCCCCUGAUGAGGCACAGCUUAUUGUUGUCAAAUCCAGGUCGCUGACCAGGCCAAAACCGAGACCUGUUGAGGUAAAAGAAAGGCCUUCCUCUUGCUGUUAUGAAGAGGAGCGGAGGGGAGGAGACUUUCAGAUCACAAGAAAUGGAGAAAGAGGAACUGAGAGAAAGAAUCCUCCUCAGCCUCCAACCAGGAAGGACAGUUUUAGGGCAACCCGGAGUCGCCCUGAUGCUGCCAACAAACGUUGCGUCUCCGCUCCAAUUGAGAUUUCCAGUGCUUCUUUUUACCAUGAUGAAAACAAGUCCUCUCUGAAUGUUGAAUCGGGAAUUCAUAAUGGCUUCCCUGCUCCAGAAGAAGGUGACAAAACUGGGAAUUUCAAAGAGGAUACCUUAGACUCGCACUAUAUCCAAAGACAGACUGAGGACAUCAGACAUAUGAGAUGUGAUGCUAGUGCUAAUAAAGACUGCAAUUCAGACACCACUUCAGAUCACCUCUCUGAUCAAGUGACGGACUCCGUAGUCCCUAUCACCUCCUCUCAUCCUGGCUCUUUACCUGCAGAACCCCCCAUGGAGGUUCAAAAGCAGUCUAAUAUAAUGCACUCCAAGACUAAGCACACCUCUACGUCGCUGCACCGGCACAGCGCCCCCGAGAAGCUCCUCGCUACACAGCUUCAGUUAUUGCAGUUUAACAGUGACAGCUCUUCAUUGGAGCCUCACAGUCUGUCUCCUGACCCCUCCUCGUCCCCUUGUAGCAGCCAGUGGUCCCAUUCAUCACUCCAGCCCACAAAGGAGGACCAAGAAGCUUCUCCCAACCACCUCAACGCUACAUCAAACAAAUGGGGAGGCAGCCGUUGCUCCACUCCAGGAUCUGUGUUCUUGGAUGGAGAUGAUGAUGAUGGAGAUUCAGGUGAGAGGCUGGAAGGGAUGGCUGUAAAUGGCAAGGCCCUUCCGCAAAUCGAGCAUCAUAUUCCUUGGGGUCGCUCUGCGAGUGUACCAGGGGAUCCCACUGGAUCGUCAAACCAGGGAAGGCUGAGCUCUGAUCAGAUACUGGAGAGAGAUUUUGAGCCUCUUAGUGCUGCUGCCAGUGUGGACACCUUACUGGAGGAGCAGAAAGCAGUGGAUAGAGGAAGAAGUGGAGUUAAAAAGGAGGAGGGUGUAGCAGGAGAGACAGACAUGAAGAAGUCAAAUGCGUCCAGGAACCAUCGUCGAAAUCGCCGUCGUAACGAGCGAUUUGCCACCAACCUCCGCAAUGAGAUCCAGAGGAAAAAGGCCCAGCUUCAAAGGAGCCGGGGCCCAGGAGGGUUGCUCUGUAGUGGGGAAACUGUCAAGGAGGAAGAGGGUCCAGACCUCAAUGAGGAGCCAGACCUGUCUGCCCAGGAAAGAAGUACCAAAGUUGCAUUUGCCUCUUCUGUUAGCCCCCAAGAUACCAGCACCACAGCACCAGUCGAGAAAUCAAGCACCUCAGUUGAAUCAAACCAUGAUGUCUCGCAAACACAGUCAACAACCUACACUCAAAACAACAACAUAUCCAGGUCUGUGCAGAUUCUGGACCCGGGAGUGCCCAGUUUUGGUGUAGGCAUCCGAGUGGUGGAGGAACCAGCUCCUGCUGGCAAGGCCCGCCGCUGGCGUUGGACCCCUGAGCAUAAACUGCAACCAGAGCCAGACCGACGGUGUGGAGUGUUGACUGAGAAGGUGUUGGGAGUCACAGGGUCACGGCAUGGGGUUUGUGCCUUCACCUCUUCAUCCUCCUCUUCAUACAGUCGCUCCUCUUCCUGUUCUCGGAUGGAAGAGACAGAUAUCCUUCCAUUUGCAGACAGAAUGAAGUUUUUUGAGGAGACGAGCAAGGGUGUGCCUGUGUCAGGUGUCUCCAGUCUGUCAGGUCGCAGGCAGAAGAAACCCCCCAACCAUCCGGAGCUCCAAGGAGGGGAGCUCGGUCAGUACCCAACCCAAAGGAGAUACUCAUAUCAAGGAGGACUUCAGCAGGACAGUUCCCUGCUUCCAAACACUGUGGAAGCCAGGAGAAUGUCUGUGAGUACCAGCAGGGAGAGGCAGAAAGAGAGGGAGAGGGAACAAGCCAGAGAGAGGGAAGAGAGGGCAAGAGAACGAGAGAGGGAAGAGAGGCUGAGAGAAAGGGAGAGGGAAAGAAAGGAGAGGGACUUAGAAACAGAGAGGGCAAGGCUGAGGGAGAUUCAGCGGGAGAGGGAACGAGAGGAGAGGGUGAGACAGUGGGAAAGGGAAAGAGACAGGGAACUUGAGUUGGAGAGAGAAAAAGAGAUGGAGCGAGCCAGAGAGAAGGAACGUCUCAACAAAGAAAGAGAGAAAGAGCUGGAGAGAGAAGAUGAUGCUCAGCUCACCUCACAUCAGGAGUUUUAUGGCAUCAAAGAAAGAAAUCAAGACUUCCAACACAACUUCCAGCCAAAGCCUCAGGUGUUCCCCCACAGCCAAACCCAGAAUCAAGUCCCAAGGUCGGCUUUUCAUCCUGUCAACACCUCUGCUCAGCCCCCUGAGAACCAGCAACCUUUUCAUCAAGGAUACACAACGAGGAGCUACACACCUACAGAGACGUAUCCCGCCCGGCAACAGGAAGCGACCAAGCUCAACAGGAACUACAGCCUGACUGAGAGGGACUACUCCAGCUGGAGACGGGAGUCCAGACCUCCAGAGAGCACUAAUCAGUAUCAUCAGCACCAUCAGGGUCGAUGGGUCCACAGACAGGGUGACGUGGGCCACAAUGAUCGCAACGGAUACGCGUUCGCUCCCCCGCCAGCUCCUCUGUCACUCCGAGGACGAGCCAUGUCUGAAAAUGACCUUCGCUUUGACAGCAGCCACCGCUGGUCGCCGUCGAUCUCUGUGGCAACCAGCCAGACCCUGAGCGAGGUGGAGGAAGGAGCGGGUGGCGUCAGGGGAGGAGAAGCUGCCAGCACUGCGCGGCCAAACAGGAAGAAGACGCCGCCUCCACCAAGACCGCCGCCCCCGAAGUGGGAGCAGUUCCACCGCAGGCGUGCCUCUCACCACACCCUGUUCUCCUCCUCUACAUCUCCUCACUCCAUCACUCCCUCCUUCGACACCGCAGAGGGACGCUAUUCCAGUCAAUUGUCCUCAUGUGGCCCUUCAGCUGAAACAUCCAGGCCAAGAUCCUACAGUCUUCCUCCAGAGAGGCAGGAAGUGAUGGAGGGCUGCCCUCGCUGCAGCUGCAGCCAAAAUCAGGAAUAUUUCCACGCCUCAUCCAAUCACAGUCAACCACAAAUGCAGGAACACCCCUUCUCUCAUGCUCCGUCCAAUCAGAGUCAACCACAAAUGCAGGAACACCCCAUCUCCCAUGCUCCAUCCAAUCAGAAUCAGGUUCAAUUGCAGGACCGGGCCUUUACUGUUGCUCCGCCCAGUCCUAUGUUCUCCAGGAGGGCCUUCAGACCAGUGGCUCCGCCCCAGAAAGAGAGGGACCUGAGGGGCUCGUAUGGACAGCAGGAGAGGGUGGAGGCGUCUCUGCCUCCGCCUCCACUGCCACCAAAAGCGAACAGCAUGAGCAGUUUAUCUGAGAUGAGCGUCAGCCCCGACCGGGACAGAGUAAUAGUAAAACCUCACAAACAACAGCCCAACACAAGACCAGGAGUCGAGUGGGAGAGAACCCCAUCUCCCAAACCUCAUAGCGACUCAACCCUGCCACCUGUUCUAGAAAACGGAGGUGUUGGUGGUGUUUUACCUCCUGAAUCCUACUUCUCCAUCGACUACAAGCAGCAGCAGCUUCAUAUGAACAGAGGCUUUCAGAGCAUCGAUCCCCAGAAGAUCCCCGAACCAGGCACAGAAUCAGAGACGACCCUCAGCCCAAGUCCUGUGCACAGCCUGGACGCAGACCUGGACGUCCCCAUGGAAACAGACAUCGAUGAUUUCCAUGAGGAUGUUUCAGCAAUGGACGAGCCGAUCACCAGCGAGCUCCCUUGCUUCGCGCUGCCGGUUAUGGUCCUGGAGACGGACAUUGACAUCUUACCAGAGUCCACCGAGGCCUCGCCGUCGAGCAGGACGAGGGCGGAGAGCAGCUCCUUGGAGGAGGAGCUGGAGACCGGGGAGAGCAGCAGAGAGAGGCUGAGCCUGGAGGAGCUCUUCCCCACGAGCAGUGAGGGAGAGUCGGGCAGAGAGAGCUGGAGAGGGGCCUACCAAAGCACAGAGCACAACACCGACAGCUUGGAUAGGCGGUCCGGUGCGAGCUCCAGCUGCUCGUCCUAUUACAGCACGUCAGCAGCCAAAGCUCAGCUCCUGUCGCAGAUGAAGGACUUCACUGAUAACAGGGAGAGGGACGAGGAUGACGAGCUGACCUACAAGAAACAGCUGAUGGAGAGCCUCCGCAAGAAGCUGGGAGUGCUGAGAGAAGCUCAGAGGGGACUGCAGGAGGACAUCAGAGCCAACUCACAGCUGGGAGAGGAGGUGGAGAGCAUGGUGGUGGCGGUGUGUAAGCCCAACGAGGUGGACAAGUUCCGCAUGUUCAUCGGCGAUCUGGACAAGGUGGUCAGCCUGCUGCUGUCGUUGUCUGGGAGGCUGCUGAGAGUGGACACCACGCUGGAUACACUGGACCCCGAGACGGAGCACCACGAGAGGCUCCCCCUGCUGGAGAAGAAGCGUCAGCUCAUGAGGCAGCUGUCUGAAGCUCAGGACCUGAAGGACCACGUCGACCGCAGAGAGCAGGUCGUUAGCCGGGUGCUGGCCCGCUGCCUCUCCCCUGAGCAGCACAGAGACUACAGCCACUUUGUGAAGAUGAAGGCCGCCCUGCUGGUGGAGCAGAGGCAGCUGGAGGACAAGAUCCGGCUGGGAGAGGAGCAGCUGAGGGGGCUGAGGGAGAGCCUGGGGCUGGGGCUGGGAAUCGGUAUGGGAAUGUCGAUGGGAUAUGGACACUAUUGAGGAAAAAUAAAUGAAGAAAUGAAGAAGCUGGGGCGUGUAGACAUAUUAAGUAAGUUUCAAGACAAAAAGACACAGAAGCAAAAGGAUUGUGACAAAAUGAAGACGUGAUUUAAAAGAAACAGUGUAGAUGUUUAAAGGAGUAGUUUGACAUUUUGGGACUUUCUUGCCACAUGUGAGACAAAAGGUCAACAGCAGUCUCUUGUCUGCCAGCACCUCUUAAACUCACUGUUCAACGCAUUCUAUCUUGUCUUCUGGGGGGGUAAAUGGCUGAAAGUCUUUGUGCUCUGCAAAGCAAAACAUCUCCCAGUUGUAGCUUCAUAUUUAGUGUUGCAAAAUGUCAAACUGUUCCUUUAAGGAUCAGCAGAGGUGUAGAUCCAGAACGUUCCAGAGCCAAACCAACAGCUAUAACAGCUCAAAUACCCUUGAAAGUUUAUCGGUAACACAUAUUGUCGGCCAAGACCAAACAGGAAGUAGGAGCCAGAGGUGUCAACAAGAUGAAAGACUGGACUUUGGUGCUACAGCACAGGAAGAAACGACAAAGGAGAAGAAGAAAAUUGAGCAUGGCCUUGAGGAAACAUCCAACCAGAGACUUGAGACAUCUUAAAAUACAACAAGCACAUAUCAAUAACUCAUCCCCAGAACUGUGAUCAGAGAGCCGAGAGAACGUUGAUGGUCAGAAAAGAGAAUAAAUUGAUUGGGACUUCACUGAAACACAAGUUCGUGAACGGAGAAUGAAAGAAAAGGAUGUUUUUUCCUAAAUUCACCACAUAAAAGAGUGAAACAGGAGCAAGGAUUCAAAUUGAGGUUGUUACGUCACUUGUCAAACAUACUAAGAAAAGAAAAGAAUGUAAAAUAAACACAUUUAGUCUCUGACGUUAUACCCUCUGCUUCACAUACUGUAUGUGCCUGAAACAUGUACUGUAAACUGUACUAACGUCACUACACUUAUUCUAACACUACUUUGCCAAAGACAUUUUCUCUUUGAUGAAUGUGUCACUGAGACGCUGCUUGUUUUUUUGUUGUCUUUUGUAUUUAAAUCUCCCGGUUCAGAGAAUCGAAGGAGACUUUUUUUAUUCGGUGCUUCACACUAAGAAACUGUGUUUCCGUUAGCAACGCUAAAGUCAGCGCUCUGACUUGCAGCAUUAUUAACUGCCAUCGGGAAGUACGCUUCUCUUUUUGUAUUCAUCUUCGUUGCUGGCUGACGCCUGCAUUCAGCAACACGUAAUAUACUGUAUUAUCUCCCGUAGUAUCGUCAUAUCACUUUGUAUUCCCAUUACUGUAACAUGUUUUACUGUGUGGAGUUUGAGACUCCACCGAUUCGUUAUACUGUCACGUGAUAAUUGUACAGUGUUUAUAAUGUAUACGUGUAUAUAGUGAUGUGUUUUUUUUGUUUUUUUUUUUUAAAUGACUGGAAUUGGUUGUAAAAAUUGGUUGUACAAGAGAAGACCAGGAAGAGUUGACGUUUACUGUAUAUUUUGAUGGGGAGGAGUUCGGUUUAUCCCGAAACCAGAGUUGCAGUUUUUGUCGUUAGCUUGCGCAAGCAUUUGGUGUCAUUUUUCAUCCCUUAUUCUGACUCCUGCUAGUCCAAGUUCAUGUUUAAGUCGUAUAUUUAGCAUUUACUGGAGACUGAACACUUGUUUCAUUUGCUUUUUUGUUCAGAGUUAGAUGAGAAGAUUGACCUAACUUUGAUGUUUAUAUGGUCUCUGGCUACGGCCAGCAGCUAGUUAGCUUAGCUUAUCACAAGUACUGCUAACAGGGAAGCAGCUAGCCUUGUUCCGUCCAAAGGCAAUAAAAUCUGCCUUAUAAAUGCACAAAUGAGAUAUAACGUCUUAAUUGGCGAGCUUUAGCGGUACAUUACGAGGUACAUUAGCAGUUUCCUUCUGUUUUCAGUCUUCAUGCUAAGCUAAGCUAACCGACCGCUGGAUUUAGCUUCAUAUUUACCACACAGAUAUGAGAGUGGUGUCAGUUUUCUCAUCUAAAUCCCAACAGGAGAGCAAAUAAAUGUAUUGCCCAAAAUGUCAAACUAUUCAUUUAAAACUUGAGAAUAUUUUUUGUAGUUUAAAGUUCAAAAAUCUUUCUAAUGUCCAAUUUGUGAUUUGUGCUGUUGCCAAAGUCUCCGGAACUUUGACAGGAGAGCCCGUCUGAGUAAAUCAAAUAAAUAAAAAACAAAAACUGCAGCUCCAUUAGAGAUGGGAGGGAUUUGGAAGAUGACACGUGUAUAUUUUGGCUGUUGAAAGGCGGACUCGCUGAAGUUAAAGUGAAAACACAAACACCUGUAUCAGUUUUACUGGUUAAGCAAAUCUACAGCUUGAAGUUUAUUAAAAGUCACAGUUUGACACUUAGUUCUUGCUCCUUUCCUGCUGUUUUAAUACCACACAACUCUGAACUUCACACAUAUGUGUCCUGUUUUGUACAUAUUCCAUGUAUUCUUGUACCAUAACAGCCAAUUUCUAAAUCGACUGGAACCUUAUUGACUUGACAGGAGAGGAAAGUGAGUUGCUUGUUGAGAGUAUAUUUCUUCUGUUCAUGUUUUCCUAUGUAAUUUUGAUUUAUUACAAACCCCUCUUUUGUAAAAUGCAUUACAGAGUUUGUAACUGCAAAAACACUCACGUGAGGAAAAAAAAGUACCAUAAAUAAUAAUAAUAGUAUUUUAAACUAGCUUAACGUCUCCUGUUGUGAUUUAUGUCUGCCCCGGGUGAACAGCCUCUUUGUGCCGCUCCAGUGUCCAGUGCUGAAAUGAAUUCCCUUCUGGGGGGAAACUGUUGUUUGAAUGUGGUGGGACGGUUAAGUAAAUAUGGCCGAGGGCAAAUGGAGGUUGACGGGUGAUAAGUGGAGUGCUGGAGCUGGAGUCGUUCAGCGGACCCUGUGGGAGCUGGAGAGAUGUGCCGAAGAGACUCGUUGAAGGGAAGUUAGUGCUCGGGCUGUGAAAUGAGCUCAUUAAAACAUAUGGAUGAUGCUGUGGUGUGGGGGACCAGUCAGCAGGAGGCCAGGGAGCCAUUUAAACCCUCAAACCAAGGGACUGAAUUAAGUGGAAGUGCUACAGCAAUAAAGAAAAAUGUAAAAAGCUCAGGAAUGCACAU